AUAAAGAAACAGCUUAAAUUCUGAAUUCGUCUUCUUUCACACAACCUUUCAUCUCAUAUCUCAAAUUCUGAAUUCACAUCCAUUCAUUCAAUCAAUCAAACAAAUCUCCGAUUCAUUCGAAUCCACGUUCCGAUCGAAUGGAUCAACACCACUUCCUCCACCACCACUACCACCACCCUCAGGACCACCGCACCACCCGCUACGCUUCCCUCAACCCUCAAUCGCAUCACAACCACCACCACCAUAACAACCUCCCACCGCCGCCGCCCGCGCCGCCACCGCCUCUCUCCUACCACCGCAGCCUCCACCCGACUCCCCUGCCGCAACCCUACACCCCUUCCACUCCCCAACCUCAACAACAACAGCAGCAGCAGCAGCAACAAUUCUCUUUCAAUCACCACUCAUCUCUCCCACACCGCACCCUCGAAGACGAUUCACGUUCUCUCCCCUACGACCUCCUCCCUCGCCGGACCACCGCCAUCCCCUGGAACCCUAACCCUAGAACUGACGAUUUCGAUCGCGAAUUCCACCACCACCACCACCGCCCUCCCCCGCCUCCGCCUGCCCCGAUCGAAACCCUCCGCUACGACCCCGGGCGCCGUGACCGCCUCGUGGUGGAUGCCUACGAGCAAAACCCCAGGGAGGCACUCUCUUGGGGCGGCGGUGAAUACCACGCACCUAGCCAGGGCGACGUAGAGCCCCCGCCCUACGUUCGCGUGUACAGCGUGGAAUGUGACGCUGACGUGGCCGGUAGAGGGUCCCGGGUGGAGAGCAAGAGGUGGGUGAUGAGUGAUAGAGAGAGGGAGAGGGAGAGGGGAAGAGAGUUGCACGAUUCUUCUUCUAAUUUAGUUAGCAAGGUUAGUAACACUGACAAAUAUUAUCAUGGUUCUGAUAAUGUGGGUAGGUAUAAUAGAGGGAAUAGUAGAGAGCGUAGUCAUGAAUUCGCACGUACUCCUCCUAAGAAACAGAUGCAGAAGAAAAGCGCGCUUCUUAGGAUUCAGACGGCUAAACCUAAUCAUAGGAACCGUGAGGUUGAGCAGUUACGGUACCCCAGUUAUGGACCUGAAGGUAGCAAUGGCUUUUUCAGGGGUAAGGAACAAUAUUUGGUUCAUGGGGUGAAGGGGGAAGAGAGAGAAGGGAGCCCUGUUGAGAUUGAUAUCUCUUUUGAGUCCAAUUCUCUGGUGGCCAAGGCUAUUGUUGCGCCGCCUUCGAGUUCAGUGUCUGUUCCUGAUUUGAAUGUGACGCCGGUUUUGGAUUCGGAUUUGGGUUCUGGGGAGAAGAAUAAAAGGGUUUUGGGUUCUGGUUUGCAUCAGCCGUAUAGAGUGUCUUCCGUUGUGGUUGUGGAUUUAAAUAGGUCGCCUUGCAAACGUAAUGAUAGGUCUGGUUUGGGGAAGGAGGUUAAAGUGCAGAAGAGUGUUCAGGAUAGUUCUUCUCGGUCUCGUACUAGGGAGGCUGAUGAUUCUCGUGGGCAAAAUGCGGCGCCAAAUUCAGUUAAAGCUGGCAAUGUCUGUUCUGGAAAAUCGACCAUAACGGUUGUCAAGAAGAAGAAAAUUGUUAAGAGAUUGGUGAAGAAAGCUAGUGCAAACUCUAAGACAUCUGUGCCAAAUUCAUUGCAAAAAAGGCUUCCUGGAACUGUGAAAGUCGAGAGUGCUGCACUGAUUUCGUCAACGGCCUCUAUUCCUGAGAAAAUUCAAGCUAAUUCAGAUGACAAAAUCAACAUCGUUGAUGAAGUGCCAGACUGUUUACAUUCUUUGCCAAAGGAAGGUAAUGUAUUGAAAGAAGAUAAAGAGGGAGGUUUACUGCAGCUGAGUUUGGGGCCAGAUUACAAAUCGCAAGAGUGUGACGAAGAUUCUGAUAAUAGGGAACUGUCCAGGUUUGAUAUUGAAAGAGAUGGAAACAUUCCAAAAUUUUCUUCUCUUGCUUCUAGUAGUGAAGAUAAGAAGAGUGAUUCAGAUUGUUUAGAUGUUAAUAAUGAUGUCCUUGAUAAUGGAAAUAUUAUUUUUAUGCAUGAUAAUGCAAAUACUUCCGAUUGUUUAGCUGCAAAUAAUUCUGUUCCAGGUACUAUUUCUGAAGUCAAUCACAUGGAUUAUGAUAAUAAGCAAUUAUGUCAGAAUGAAGGAUCUCUAUCGGUUGGGAAUUAUUCAAAUGUACAAUCCCCACUGAAUAGCAAUCUUGUAGAUGCAGGGGAUGAGAUAUUAAAAACCAGCGAUACUUUUUCAAGUUCAAGAAAAAUUGGGAUUCAAGAUGGUCUAGAUUGCCUACAACAUACCAGUGCACUGAAGCAAGGCUCUGAUAAUGGAUCAUCUAAUUUAGAAGAUUGUAUUAUUGUUCACGGAUCUGGUAUCAUGAAUGAUGCUGGAAACCAAUUGGCCCAUGGUGAUGUCACCAUGCACCCUGAGAAUUGUGAGACAGAAAAAACAUUCCCAAAUUCUAAUAUUUUAGCUGGAUCUGGUGAAGGGAACACAAAGAAGAUAAAAAAGAGAAAAGCUAGAACACAAUUUAAUAUUUUGAGUUCAGAGAUGGAAUCCUUAUCUCCAGAUCAUGUAAAUCCUGAUAACCUUGCAAAUAAUGUGGACGGAGGUACAGUUCUAUUGUCGAAAGAUCCAUCUGCUUCUAAAGUUUUAGAUCAGUCUGUUCAAAACGAUGUUGAGUCAAUAACUAGUUUGGAUGGGGUUACUGCUUUACAUGAGGAAGGGGAGUUUUUAGAGACUCAGUUUUAUGCUGCAAAUAACAACAAUGGUGAUGCAAAUGAGGUUUCACCAUCUUCUAAAAGGAAAAAAGUUACAGCUAACCCAAAUUUUACUCAAUGUCAAUCGCAAAUCAGUGCUGUUAUUGUGGUUACCACCACAUCUGAUGUUGAAGCUCCUGUCAAUCUCAAUGAUAACCAAGAACAUCAGAAAGAAUUUGCGUUGUCAAGCAUGGGUAUGUGUUUACCGACUUCUGUUCAGUCAAUGCCUUCUGUUCAGUCAAUGCCUUAUUCAGAGAGUAUUACUAAAAUGUCUGACAAUAUUUUGAGUGGAGGAUCUUUUGACUCUACUGAUGCAAAUAGGGAAACCAUGAGUUCCGAGUAUUCUGAAUUACAACACUCAGAUAUUGUCUCUUUUUCACCAUGUGAGGACUUAGGAUUUCAAAACAAUCAAUUCUCAACAUUGGAAGGUGAGUGCAUAGAAAACAUUACUCCAGUUGUGCUUGUGAGUAAUACUCAAAUUGAUGUUUUAGGUGUUGGAAAUACAAUGGGAGAAAAGACUGAUUUACAGGCCGUUAAGGAACAUCAUCAAUGUAGAGAAUUUGUGCAAAGGUCACCAAGAGCUGACAUGGAACCUAAUGAUCUCAAUGUUAAGAAUGAUUUGCUUGCGCAGCAGAACCUUAUGUCCUGUCCAACUAGUGGUGAUGAAGUCACUACAAGUAAUUCGAAUGAUGAAUUCACUGUGGAUGCACCUGGUGCAUUGUCAGAUAUAUUUUCUCAAGGGAUGGCAUCUGAAGUAACAGAUAAAAGGAUUUUAGAAUUGACAGCUAUCAAUGAUGAAAAUAUUUGUGGGGUUGAAGAAAAUAUUUCGUCAGUACAUCAGACGAAACUGAAUAGUAGGUCAGAUAGUGCAUUUGGACACAGUAAUAUGAUAACAAAGAAAACAAUUUCAGAACCAUCCCAAGUUUCUUCCAAAGUAACAACUCAGGCUCUAAAUUCAUAUCGUUUUGGGUCGAGUGGGACCAAAAAUCAGUCAGGUAGUGUCAUUCCCAAAACUUUUCCAGGUCAUUCUUUUACCUUUUUGAAGUCUGAGACAAAGACAUCUGCCUCUUCAACUCAUGUGUCAAAGCCUCGAACUUGGCAUCGGAUAGGUAAUAAUCCCCCUAUUUCUCUACCUAGAAUCAAUUCAGUAAGAGCAGUUCCUCCCAAAAGGCCAAUUCUAGAAAGGAAAGGGAACUUUCAAAAUACCUCGUAUGUUCGUAAUGGAAACAGUCUUGUAAGGAAACCUACUCCAGUUCCUGCUUUACCUCAAAUCUCCUCUGUAAAUAAGUCAUCUUCGGGCUUUGGUGAAAUAUCAAAAAGCACUAAAUCUGAAAGCAGGGCUGACGUGACAGAUCAACCAAUGUACCUGAGAGCAGGAGCAAUAUUUUCUCAGCAGAGGCAGAGACAGAGAACACCUCCACUACCAAUUGACACCAAAUCAGAGGAAAAUACAUCUUCCUCAUUGGUAGAACCUCAUUCUGGUGGUUCCUGUGAAAAUGUAUCUGAUCCUAAAACAUUUAUAGAAAUUAAUAAUAAUGCACAGAACUCUUCUGAAGAUGCACUGAAGCAUUGUGAAAUUCCAGAAAACCAACAUGUUCCAUCCGAUAACGGGGAGAGUCAACUUGAAGCAAACGAAGGCAACCCCCUUUCUUUAAAUACGAAGAGAAUAGUAUAUAUAAAGCCCAAAACAAAUCAAUUGGUUGCAACAUCAAAUUCGUGUGAUGUUUCUCUCUCCACUGAUGACAAUGGCCAAACUGCCUUCUCUGAUGGCUACUACAAGAGAAGAAAAAAUCAGUUGGUUAGGACUACAUUUGAAAGCCAUUCCAACCAGACUGCUGCAGUGCCUAAUGGCACAGCAAAUUCUGAUGGACAAGGAACUAGUAAUGCUCUUUGCAAUACGAGGUUUAGUAAGAAGCGGUUACAUAAGGCUGUCAGGAGUUCAUGCAAACGUUCAAGAGCCUCACUAGUGUGGACACUCUGUAGCAAAAAUUCGUCUGAAAAUGACAAGAAUUCACGUCAUAAUCAAAAGGUUUUGCCUCAAUUGUUUCGAUGGAAAAGAGCAACAUUUGCUUCAAGUUUCAAUAGUAGUUCCGUAUCUGCAAUCAGCAAAAAAUUGCUUCAAUUGAGAAAGAGGGAUACUGUUUACACUAGGUCAAAACACGGGUUUUCACUUUGGAAAUCCCGAGUUCUAGGUGUUGGUGGUUGUAGUUUGAAAUGGUCCAAAUCCAUUGAGAAGAACUCAAAGCAAGCUAAUGAGGAAGCUACACUUGCUGUUGCUGCUGUAGAGAGGAAGAAGAGAGAGCAGAAAAAUGUGGUUUGCAUCAGUUCUCAGUCAAAGAGUAGGAAGCAUUCUUUCCAUGAGUUGGUUGAAUUUGCAGGAGAGCGAAUAUUUCGUAUUGGUUCAGUUCGAUACAGAAUGGAUCCCACCAGGAGGACACUCCAGAGGAUUUCAGUUGAUGAAUCCCAGUCCUCGGCGUCUACCAGUUCAGGUUUGGCCUCCAAAAGUGCUUACAUUCCAAGGAGAUUAGUGAUUGGAAACGAUGAAUAUGUACGAAUUGGAAAUGGUAACCAGCUUAUCAGAGACCCAAAGAAACGAACUCGAAAAUUGGCAAAUGAAAAAGUUAGAUGGAGCUUGCACACUGCCAGACAGCGGUUGGCUCGAAAGCAGAAGUAUUGUCAGUUUUUUACCAGAUUCGGGAAAUGUAAAAAGGAUGGAGGGAAGUGUCCUUAUAUUCAUGAUCCUUCAAAAAUUGCUGUCUGUACUAAGUUCCUGAAUGGUUUAUGUUCUACUCCCAACUGCAAAUUAACGCACCAGGUUAUUCCGGAGAGAAUGCCAGAUUGUUCUUAUUUUUUGCAAGGCUUAUGCUCAAACAGUAAUUGUCCAUAUAGACAUGUCAAUGUGAACCCCAAUGCAUCGAUUUGUGAAGGAUUUCUUAGGGGAUAUUGUGCUGAUGGGAAUGAGUGUCGGAAGAAGCACAGCUAUGUCUGUCCUACUUUUGAAGCAACAGGAACCUGUACCGAAGGAUCCAAAUGCAAACUCCAUCACCCCAAAAAACAAAGCAAGGGAAAGAAAAGGAAGAGAUCUGGAGAUCAUAAAAACACCAGAGGGCGCUAUUUUGGUUUUAUUCCUGCUGAUGUUUCUGAAUCUGGGAUGAUGGUUGCUCCAAACCGACAUAAACAAAGUAGUGAAAUUGAAGAGGAACUGUCUGACUACAUCAGCCUUGAUGUUGUCAGUGAAGAAGUCGCAGACACUGAUGAUCUAUCAUUUGAUCCAGCAGUGUUCUGUGAGAAUGAUUCCUUGGAUGAUCUUGAUGAACUCAUUAAACCAGUUCUUCUACUGAAAACAAAGUUCACAUCACAAUCACCUAACUCACAUACAACUGGUGUAGACUUCGGUCGUUUGUUAAUGAGGUAAUUUAGGUAGUAUACAGCUCCCCCUUUUCCCCUUAAUUUUUUUUUUUCCCUUUUGUAUUGAAUGCAUAGCUUAAAUGUAACUAAAAAAAUCAUUACCCCCCUCCCCUUAGUUUCUUUUUGCGGAUUUACCAUUGUACAAUAACAUCUGGAGUAAUAUAGAUACAAAUUUUCUUCUCCCACCUCCUCA
This is a messenger RNA of Vigna radiata var. radiata (mung bean), 6329 nucleotides long. RefSeq lists its product as uncharacterized. Gene Ontology annotation, cellular component: nucleus. The transcript is spliced from 10 exons. Gene Ontology annotation, molecular function: metal ion binding. The record is from RefSeq and is a predicted model, not a curated record. The coding region runs from base 138 to 6143 and encodes 2001 amino acids. NCBI's taxonomy places the organism in Eukaryota, Viridiplantae, Streptophyta, Magnoliopsida, Fabales, Fabaceae.